AUGGUUCAACAUAGAUACAGUAUCAUUAAUGGAAACAUCUCUUGGGAAUGGGGAGGCGAUACACCGGUUCAUCAAACAGAGGUUGCGGAACAGUGGGAUGAUUGCAGAAAGUUGUUACAGAAUGUCGAAAUAAAUAACAAAUUAGAUAGGUGGCUAUGGAAACAAGAAGAUGACCGAGAAGAAUUCAGCGUAUGUAAUCUAAGAUCAGAACUGGACGGGAUGAGAAUGAUACCAGAAACACAGGUUCUCAAGUGGCUUUGCUGGAUACCAAAGAAAAUAAACUGCUUUAUUUGGAGAGCGGUGCUCGAUCGGAUUCCUACGAGAGACGCGUUAGCAAUCAGGAAUAUACAAUUACCUUCGGUCUUAUGUGUGUUAUGUAACAUAUGCAAUGAAUCGGUUGAUCAUCUAUUGAUUUCCUGUCAAUAUGCUCAGCUGGUUUGGACGGCAAUCUCGUUAUGGGUCAAAAUUCCUAUUCCGAGAUAUAUGCUCAGCUUGGUGGGAUUAAUGGAACACAUUCAAUCACAUUGUUCAUUACAAGAUAAAAAGAAGGCGGUUUAUGUGAUUAUUGCGGCGACAUGUUGGACAUUAUGGCGUGUUAGAAACAACGUAUUUUUCAACGGAAAAACAACGAAUGUUUCAAGGGCAGUCGGGGACAUCAAGGCACUCUCGUUUCUAUGGGUAAAAUCAAGGGCUGGAAAAAAGGAGCUAAGUUGGAAAGAAUGGGGAGAGUUUAGUUGUUUCAAAGGAAUUUGA
Helianthus annuus (common sunflower) is the source of this 753-nucleotide messenger RNA. RefSeq lists its product as uncharacterized. The transcript has a single exon. The coding region runs from base 1 to 753 and encodes 250 amino acids. NCBI's taxonomy places the organism in Eukaryota, Viridiplantae, Streptophyta, Magnoliopsida, Asterales, Asteraceae. The record is from RefSeq and is a predicted model, not a curated record.